Sorex araneus (European shrew) is the source of this 1382-nucleotide messenger RNA. It is a transcript of the gene SGCA, whose product is annotated as sarcoglycan alpha. The transcript has 11 exons. The record is from RefSeq and is a predicted model, not a curated record. Gene Ontology annotation, molecular function: calcium ion binding. Bases 59 to 1222 code for a protein of 387 amino acids. Gene Ontology annotation, cellular component: membrane; sarcoglycan complex. NCBI's taxonomy places the organism in Eukaryota, Metazoa, Chordata, Mammalia, Eulipotyphla, Soricidae.
UGUACUGGGUCCAGGGCACCCAAGGCCUGGGAGGAGAGUGGAAUGCGGGGCCUCCACCAUGGCUGCUGCACUCCUCUGCCUUCCUGUCCUCCUGGGCUUCCUGGCGGGGCUGGGGGAAACCGAGGCCCAGGAGAUCACCUUGCAGGCGUCGGUGGGUCGCAUCUUUGUGUAUCGCUUGAACCCUGACACCUUCCUGCAGCUUCCUGAACAUGUUGCUGUCCCACCCGGCGUCCCUGUCACCUACCACGCCCACCUUCAGGGACACCCAGACCUGCCCCGCUGGCUUCGCUAUACCCAGCGCAGCCCCCGUCACCCCGGAUUCCUCUACGGUGCCCCCACUCCGGAAGAUCGGGGCCGGCAGGUCAUCGAGGUCACGGCCUACAACCGGGGCAGCUUCGACACCAUUCGGCAGAGGCUGCUGCUGCUGAUUGAGGAUCCGGAAGGUCCCCUGCUCCCCUACCAGGCUGAGUUCCUGGUGCGCAGUCACGACGUGGAGGAGGUCCUGCCCUCCCAGCCUGCCAGCCGCUUCCUCAAUGCCUUGGGGGGGCUCUGGCAACCAGGGGAGCUCCAGCUGCUCAACAUUACCUCUGCCUUGGAUCGUGGGGGCCGUGUCCCUCUUCCCAUCGAGGGCCGAAAGGAAGGGGUGUACAUCAAGGUGGGCUCGGCCUCCCCCUUCUCCACUUGUCUGAAGAUGGUGGCAUCUCCCGACAGCCACGCCCGCUGUGCCCAGGGCCAGCCUCCACUCCUGUCCUGCUAUGACACCUUGGCGCCCCACUUCCGCGUCGACUGGUGCAAUGUAUCCUUGGUGGAUAAAUCUGUGCCGGAGCCCGGGGACGAGGUGGCCACCCCCGGGGAUGGCAUCCUGGAGCACGACCCGUUCUUCUGCCCGCCCACCGAGGCCCCCGACCGCGACUUCCUGACCGACGCUCUGGUCACACUCCUGGUGCCCCUGCUGGUGGGCCUGCUGCUGGCCGCACUGCUGGCCUACGUCAUGUGCUGUCGGCGGGAGGGCCGGCGCAAGAGAGACCUGGCUACCUCUGACCUCCAGAUGUUCCACCACUGCACCAUCCGCGGGAACACGGAGGAGCUGCGGCAGAUGGCGGCCAGCCGCGAGGUGCCCCGGCCGCUGUCCACGCUGCCCAUGUUCAACGUGCGGACGGGCGAGCGGCACCCGCCCCGUGUGGACCUCGCCCAGGUGCCCCUCAUCCUGGACCAGCACUGAGCUUCCUGCCCCGGCCUCAGCCUCGGGCUCUCUCCGCGCACGAGGCCGCUGCUGCCAAGGCCACGUUCUCCCUCGUCCUCCAGACCUGACCCGCUGGAUCCCAGGCGUGCAAGAAGACAGAGAGGGGGGCGCGGGGGGGCUCGGGGUCGAGAGCCUCAGA